This is a messenger RNA of Eruca vesicaria subsp. sativa (arugula), 2075 nucleotides long. The record is from the annotation of a GenBank genome assembly. NCBI's taxonomy places the organism in Eukaryota, Viridiplantae, Streptophyta, Magnoliopsida, Brassicales, Brassicaceae.
GAAUAAUGUAGAACUCAUAUGGUACUGUCUUCGAAGAGAAAGAGAAAUGACGUGAAAACGAAGGAUUUGUUCUAGUCAAUGAUGAAAAUUGGAGUAUGGUGGUACCAAAGUAUUAUAUAAAGAGACAUACCCUUCAUGAAGCUAGAACAAACCCUCACACAAGAUAAGCAGCGCUGGUUUACUAGCCCUGUAACUCAAGUCAUCUUUAAAAAAAAAAAAUCUUCUAAACCAACAAAAUAGAAGACAAAAAAAUGGAAAACGCUUCAACAGUGAGAUUCUCUAGCUGUCGAGGAGUUGCGUUUGAGAUAAAACCUCAUGCAAACCCUUUCGCUAUCGACACAACUGAUCAAAAACGCAACGCAAACGCUGUACCCGAAAGUAGAAGGUUUCAACUUCCAUGGGAUUUCAUGCGAAACGCCUCAAAAGUUUUCCCUUCAUCGAUGCAACACUCUAUGAGCCGAGCCAGCAGCCAUUUCUGCGACUUGGACUCCGACAACGACGAGGAGGAGGAAGAAGAUGAAGAAAGAGACAGUCUUUACUAUUUAGAAGAAGGUGGAAUCAAGGAAGGAGACGAACAACACAGUGAAAACGACGAGAAGGCAAUCCUUGCUUCUUCCGCAAGCAAACACAGUGAGAAACCGCAGCAAACGCCUAUUCCAAAGAAACGCGCUUCAAGACUAUCGAUCAUACUUCUUGAUCAAGGCUUAUUCACCGUUUACAAACGCCUCUUCAUCAUUUCAUUGUUUCUAAACGUCCUCGCUCUCGUUCUCGCAGCGACAGGACACUUCACUUACGCAAGAAAAAGAGCAUCUCUGUUUUCAAUCGCAAACAUUCUUGCCCUAACUCUCUGCAGAAGCGAAGCCUUUUUGAGACUUGUGUUCUACCUAACCGUGAACAUCCUCGGACACUCCUUUGUCCCUGUCCGAAUCAAACUCGCGGUCACGUCGCUCUUACAAAGCCUAGGAGGUAUCCACAGCGGAUGCGGCGUUUCCUCAAUCGCUUGGCUCGUUUACGCUUUGGUUCUCACUCUUAAAGACAGGGAUAACACUUCAACAGCGAUUAUUGCUGUUGCGUCCGCGAUUCUCUCUCUCCUCUGCCUCACUUCCUUAGCCGCGUUUCCACUUGUUCGUCAUCUACACCACAACGUUUUUGAACGUGUCCAUAGAUUCGCUGGCUGGUCCGCUCUAGGUCUUGUCUGGGCGUUUAUAGUUCUCACAAUCUCCUACGAUCCAGUAACAAGAACUUACACUGAUGGUCUCGGCUCGAAGCUGAUCAAAAGGCAAGAGUUUUGGUUCACGUUAGCUAUCACGGUCUUGAUUUUGCUCCCUUGGUUGACUGUGAGACGUGUUCCGGUGGAUGUAUCAUCUCUCUCGGGCCAUGCCUCGCUAAUAAAGUUUAGAGGAGGUGUGAAGGCAGGGAUCUUGGGUCGGAUCAGUCCAUCGCCGUUGUCGGAAUGGCACGCUUUUGGGAUUAUCUCGGAUGGGAAGACAUCUCACAUGAUGUUAGCUGGUGCUGUCGGUGACUUUACAAAGUCUUUAGUCUCAAAACCUCCGAGUCAUUUAUGGGUCCGUACGGUUCACUUUGCUGGCUUACCCUAUCUGAUUAACUUGUAUGACAAGGUAUUACUUGUGGCGACCGGUUCGGGAAUUUGUGUAUUUUUAUCGUUUCUCAUGCAGCAGAGUAAGGCCGAGGUAUACCUGAUAUGGGUGGCUAAAGGAUUAGAUGAUAAUUUCGGGUCGGAGAUUGUGAAUAGGAUUAGAGAUUAUCCUCAUCAAGACAAGAUCAUAGUUCACGAUACUGCGAUUCUAGGACGACCGAACGUGUCUGAAAUGACCGUGAACGCUUCCAAGAAGUUUGGAGCUCAAGUUGUGAUUGUUACGAGCAAUCCUGAAGGAAGUCGUGACGUUGUUAAUGCUUGUAAGGCUUCUGGCGUUCCUGCUUUUGGUCCCAUUUGGGAUUCUUAGAUUACUAUUUCAUUUAUCUUUUCUGAUAAUUUAUUCUUUGUCUCGCAUGCAAAAUGAUGUAAAAGAUUUGUGUUUUCGUAAUUAAUAUAAAUGAAUCCUACUAAGAUUUAC